AAGGUCUUCUGGCACCGGAAGUGUUUGUAAAACGGUUAAAAAGCCAGUUGACGUAGGCUAGCUAGCGUUAGCUGUCAGCAGGUUCAGUCAUUGUGCAGGGAUGGAGGUGACACGCCAAAAUUAUAAAGACAGUUUAAACACGGUGUACAGCGCCAUAGAGGAGGCUGACUUCCUUGCCAUCGAUGGAGAAUUUUCAGGGAUAAGCGACGGUCCCAAUGUCAGUGCACUCACCAACGGACUGGACACACCAGAAGAGCGAUACACGAAGCUUAAAAAGCACUCAAUGGACUUUCUGCUGUUCCAGUUUGGAUUAUGUACAUUCACGUACGACCAGACGAAGUCAAAGUAUAUCACAAAGUCUUUUAAUUUUUAUGUAUUCCCGAAACCGUUCAACAGGACAUCUCCUGACUUAAAGUUCAUCUGUCAAAGUUCCAGUAUUGACUUCCUGGCCAGUCAGGGAUUUGACUUCAACAAGGUGUUCUGUCAUGGAAUCCCAUAUCUAAACCAAGAAGAAGAAGCCCAGCUGAGGGAGCAGACAGAGGAGAGGAGAAAUCAACAUGCUAACGGUGUAGGGACACCAUCCUACAUCUCCCCCUCCUCCAAAGGCCCUGCACAUGUACCUGAGGAGCAUAAAGACUACAUCAACAGGGUGAUAGAGAAGGUUGAGGCCCUCUUCACUAACUCUGAGAAGACUUUGGACUUGGACCCAUGUACCGGGUUUCAGAGAAAGCUGAUCUACCAGACACUGAACUGGAAGUUUCCCAAGGGGCUUCAUGUGGAAACUGUGGAAACGGAAAAGAAGGAGCGAUACAUCCAGGUCAGCAAAGUAGAUGAUGAAGAGAGGAAGAGGAGGGAACAACAGAAACAAGAGAGAGAGCAGGAGGAGCUAAAUGAUGCUGUUGGCUUCUCCAGGGUCAUCCACGCCAUCACCAAAUCUGCCAAACUUGUGGUUGGUCAUAACAUGCUGUUGGAUGUGAUGCACACCAUCCACCAGUUCUACUGCCCUCUGCCAGAGGAUCUUCAAGACUUUAAAGAGAUCACAAUGUGUGUCUUCCCAAGAAUUCUGGACACAAAGUUGAUGGCUUCCACUCAGCCCUUUAAGGAGCUGAUCACUAACACGUCUCUGGCAGAGUUGGAGAAACAGCUGAAAGAGAGCCCUUUCAAAUCACCACAAGUUGAAACGGCAGAGGGGUUCCCCGGUUAUGACACAGCCCAGGGACAGCUCCAUGAGGCCGGGUACGAUGCAUACAUCACUGGCCUCUGUUUCAUCUCGAUGGCCAACUACCUGGGCUCUUUCUUGACUCCACCCAAAGCGUACAUCUCUGCUCACUCAAAACUAAUUGAGCCUUUCUUCAACAAGCUUUUCCUGAUGAGGAUCAUAGAUAUUCCCUACCUCAACAUCACAGGACCAGAUUUGCAACCUAAAAGAGACCAUGUCCUGUAUGUCACCUUCCCAAAAGAAUGGAAGACUAGUGACCUCUACCAGCUCUUUAGUGCCUUUGGAAACAUCCAGGUUUCCUGGAUAGACGACACGUCAGCAUUUGUGUCCCUAAGUCAGACGGACCAGGUACAGAUCGCUAUGAACACCAGCCGCUAUGCAGAGAGUUACAGGAUCCAGACGUAUGCGGAGUACAUCCAGGGUAAGCAGCAGGACAAGGAGAAGCUCAACCAGACGCCCAAAUCUUGGGGAGAGGAUGGCUGGAUGAAACCUCACCACACCUCCGCUACUUGUGCUGGUUUUGGAUAUCCCAGGGGUUUGAGGAAACGCAGCAUCAGUCCCGCUCAGGGAGAUCAGGGGACCGGAGAUGCUUCAGUCACAGAUGGCUGGAGUCACUGCUUGUACCCGGAUAGCACAGGCAGCAAGAAGAUGAAAACUGAUGACAAAAGUGGGCAAGCUAUUGAGAGCAAGACCUCAGAAGGAUGGCUAAAGACUGCAGAUGCAUCGGAUUCAGCGGGGUCUAGUCCAGUCCCUGAUGAGGUGGAAGAGCAAAGUCCUGAAGGCAAUGAUGCUGAGGGGACGGUACCUUGGCAACAAGCCACAACAGUCCAUAGGAAGAAAGGUCAAAAGAAAAAGGCCAAAGGGGCUAAAUCUACAACGUCGCUGUUUGAGGUCCCGGAAGUCUGGUAGCGAGAGGUGAGGAGUGGAGAAGCCACUGUCUCACUAUGAGCUCCUGCUCUGUCUCUUAAGCACUUACGGUGCUCUUCUGUAAGGUUGCACAUCACUAGUAGUGGUGCAUGCCCUAAAUUAAUUUGUUCACUCAACAGCUGUGGAUACCGUGUCCAAAGCUACCAGUCAAGCUUACUUGACUGGACUAUUGAGAGAACACAAGCCAUAAUGACAGCUGCCAUAUUUUGAUCUUUUAGCCACGGGGCAGGCAACUGUUCUGGGGAAACACACAUUCUUUACUAGAAUCUUAAAAAUCUAAACUCAAUGUUCAUUUAUUGUGCUUGGACUGGAAUCUGCCACCACAGCCAUGCUGUCACUUUGAAAUCAUUCAUUUUUAAUGACUCAGUCAUCUCCAAUCGGUCUUACAUUUUGUGAGUGAGUUGCGUGCGAGUUUGUGCAUGUGAGGGAGAUGUUACUUUUCUCCAGUCUGUGUCCCUGUGAAGCCCUUUCAUUAAUCGUGAGAUAAAAUGCCACCGACAGGUCCUGUAGUUUACAAUAUCUGGGUUAUUUAGUAUUUUAUCAAUUGUUUUUUUAAAUAUGAGUUCUGUCAACCUCCCCAGUUUUAUCAAAACAUAUAUAAGCUUAUCAAUGAUGUGACAUUUAUUAUUGGUGGCAUUUUGAUCCUUCAUGAGAGGUGCUUUUCUUUUUGUACAGAAUUGUUUUUCUUUAC
Molecule: messenger RNA, 2837 nt
Organism: Etheostoma cragini (Arkansas darter)
Lineage: Eukaryota; Metazoa; Chordata; Actinopteri; Perciformes; Percidae
Gene: parn
Product: poly(A)-specific ribonuclease (deadenylation nuclease)
Exons: 26
Coding region: 101-2128 (675 amino acids)
Biological process (GO): nuclear-transcribed mRNA poly(A) tail shortening
Cellular component (GO): nucleus; cytoplasm
Molecular function (GO): metal ion binding; RNA binding; poly(A)-specific ribonuclease activity
Source: RefSeq, a predicted model, not a curated record